GUCAUCUUAAAACAGAACAACUCACUAAGUAAUCUGCACGAAAAUGCUGCAAAAGCUGACAUUAACUCUCCUCUUCAAUUUAAUCUUCAUGUUCUCCACUGGUAAAUUUGCAUCUUCAUGCAUCUACAAAGCUGUGGGUGAUACAGUUAUUAUUCCAUUUGAAGGUGCAGAAUUACUUGCAGACGAUGAACUGAGAUGGACACAUAAUGAAAGGAAAGUUUAUUUUAAAAAACAUUUACAAGUUAAGCUCAGCAAGUUCAAUGUUACCCAAAAUGGAUCCGUGAUACUGGAGAACGUACAGAAAGACAGUUCUGGGGAGUACAGGGGCAUCGUCUAUAAUGCAAAAGGAAACUUAAAAAAGCAAACUGUAAAACAGCUCUGUGUACUGGAGCCAUUACCUGAACCUACAGUUUUGGUGGAGUGCAUAGAAAAAGGAGUAAAUCUGACUUGUGCAGUGAACAACAGUGAAGUUGUUGUGUAUUGGAUGAAAAAUGGCAUGAAGGCUAAUGUGACACACGCUAUUUUACACAUCAGCUCAUCUGAGCUAGAAUCUGGAAAUAAUUUCUCAUGCACAGUCAGCCACAUGGGAAGACACAAGACAGCUAAAGAGGUUAAGCCAGUGUGCUCUGACACAGGCUUAGAUUUAUGGUGGAUGCUGGUGAUCCUGUCAGGGGGAGGAAGUGUCCUCCUCAUACUCUUCAUCAUCUGCCUAGUCUGUGUCUGCCGCUACUGCAGACGAAAGAAGAGGAAAGCAAAAGAGGAAGAAGAGUACCGGCUUACAUCUCUAAUGCCCUAUCAUAAUUUUCUGCCUGAUGAGCAGUAUAUGCAGAAAACCACAUUGCCGAGGCCUUCCAGAAGCCAGCGUCCUCUACCACCCUUACCCAACCCCCGAGGUCCUCCUUGUGUUGGACCCCCAUGAGAGAACAACACUCUUAAAAAUAAAGGUGCUUCACUAUCGCAUAGAAUAACCUUUUGUCUAAAUGGUUCCAGAAAGAACCUUUAACAUCGGAAGAACCUUUCUGUUUCACAAACAGUUCUUUGUGGUGAAUGUUAAAAAAAAGUGAGAAAGAGAUGGUUCUUUGUGGAACCAAAAAUGGUUCUUCUAUGACAUCGCUUCAAGAACCUUUUGAAGCACCUUUAUUUUUAAAAGUAAACAGACUUCAAGAGACAUUGAGACUAAAACCGAGACACAAAGGGACUACCAAUGAAAACUAGCCGCCGAGCUAAUCUGGGUACAUUCACAUUCAUAAAUGUUGAUUAAUAUACAUUGUUCCUUUUUUGAAACUAAAUAAAUAAAUAACCAAUGCUGAAUGUAAUAUUGUAUAUAAAAUUGAUCAUAUAAACUAUUGGUCACAAAAGUUAGGAAUAAUUAAGUAAGAAUUAAAUGAUAAAAACUAAUAAAUAAAAUAAUAUAUU
Messenger RNA from Carassius carassius (crucian carp), 1416 nucleotides. Its product is annotated as T-cell surface antigen CD2-like. The record is from RefSeq and is a predicted model, not a curated record. The transcript has 5 exons. The coding region runs from base 44 to 919 and encodes 291 amino acids. Lineage: Eukaryota; Metazoa; Chordata; Actinopteri; Cypriniformes; Cyprinidae.